AUGACAGUAACAGAAAAUUAUUGUGGUCAUCAAAUUAACAAUUUUGGAGGCAGAAUUUCCCUCGAUGGGCAAGAAUCAUUAAUCGGCCACGAAAUAGAGUGUACUUGGUUAAUUAAUAUUAACCAAAAAUCCUCUCAAAAUUUUUCUUUUUCAACUUCCACCGAUUUUCCACAUUUUGACUAUAUUUCUCUUCGAGUUGAUAAAUUCCAUUUAAAAGGAGAAAAUUUAAAAUUAGAAAUUAGAGAAGGAAGUAAUUCUGAAGGAAAUAUUUUAAUUGAAUUUGAAGGGGAACAAACAACUAAACAAUUAAUACAAAAACAGUCUGAACAAGGAUUUGAAAUUUCUUCAUUAAAUAUUGAUAAUAAAGAAAAUAAAGAGAAUGGAUUUUAUGUUAAAUUAACAGGAAGAAUUGAAAAUAUGUUAGUUGUUAAAAUUAAUUUUUGGGAAGAAAAAAAAUUCCUUGCCGAAGGAUUUUUGUAA
This is a messenger RNA of Meloidogyne enterolobii, 480 nucleotides long. NCBI's taxonomy places the organism in Eukaryota, Metazoa, Nematoda, Chromadorea, Rhabditida, Meloidogynidae. The record is from the annotation of a GenBank genome assembly.